Pichia kudriavzevii is the source of this 1371-nucleotide messenger RNA. RefSeq lists its product as uncharacterized. Lineage: Eukaryota; Fungi; Ascomycota; Pichiomycetes; Pichiales; Pichiaceae. Bases 1 to 1371 code for a protein of 456 amino acids. Gene Ontology annotation, cellular component: peroxisomal membrane; peroxisome; peroxisomal importomer complex. The transcript has a single exon. Gene Ontology annotation, biological process: protein import into peroxisome matrix, docking. The record is from RefSeq and is a predicted model, not a curated record. Gene Ontology annotation, molecular function: protein binding.
AUGUCACAACAACGACCAAAACCAUGGGAGGCCGCCAACGGAAAUGCUGCUUCGCCGAACGCAAAUAACGAUCCUUUACCAUUGCAUGAUUCAUUGGUGAGUGAUGUAAGGUCGACGCCAGAAGUGCCGCCAAAACCGUCGUCGGUACCUAGUUCAACAAACGAAUCUAAUACAUUAAAUGGGAGUGGCGGGUAUGGCAAUGGUGGUGGGUCAACUUAUACAUCAACAUACGGAUCAGGGUACAAUAACUAUGGGACCAGUUAUAGUGGAUAUGGUGGAUAUGGUGGAAUCGGUGGAUACAGUAGUGGAUUAGGUGGAUAUGGUGGAAUGGGUGGAUACAGUAGUGGAUUAGGUGGAUAUGGAGGCAUGAGUAGGUAUGGGAUGGGCGGAAUGGGUAGCUAUGGUGGUUAUGGUGGUAUGUACGGAAUGGGAGGAAUGGGAGUGGGCAUGAACGGUAUUAGUAGCCAGGGUCAAGGACAGGGUGGUAUGAUGGAUGCAACCGCAAGAACUUUCCAAGUUCUUGAAAAUGUUGUCUAUGCUGUAAGUGCACUUGCUGCUCUACUUGAAAGUACUUACUAUGCCACCCAUAACAGUUUUUUCACAAUACUCGGAGUUGCAGAUCAACUGGGUGGUGUAGGAGGUGCCAUAAAAAAUACAAUUUCAGGUGCCGUUGAUUCGACAAAACUCAUAGGAUCGGCGUCUUUUGUUGAUGGCACAAGUGGUAGUAAUUCUAAUAGGGGGCCUCUCGGAAUAUAUGCACUCCUGUCAUGGCUUAAACGUUUAAUAAAGAAAAUACUGGGCUUCUCGUCGAGUCCAUCAUCAAGAAAUGGUUCUCGCAACUUACUUGAGGAAUUUACAAACUGGAGAAGUGGAAUCCAGGCAGGAUCCACUAAUCCACAAAAUAAUGGAAAAAAUAAACUAAGCUUGAAACCACUGUUUGCAUUUCUGAUUGCCUUGGUUGGUAUGCCAGUUUUGAUGUCUAAAUUUGUUCGAUACAUUGAAAGACACCAGAGGGAGAAAAUAAAAGGAGCUGGUAUCAAUUUCAAUGGAAACAGCAGCCAGAAAAAUGCGGACGUAAAUACACCGAAUGGAAGGAUUGAUCCACGAUCAUUGGAGUUUGCAAGGGCAACUUAUGAUUACAUUCCUGAACGUGAGGAUGAGCAGGCGGGGGGUUGGAAAGAGUUGAAACUUUCACGUGGUGAUUUGGUGGCAAUUAUCAGUAAAGUUGACGGUUGGAGCCACUGCAGAUCUCGGGAUGGACGUGUUGGGUUUGUUCCUACUAAUUAUCUUGAAAUAAUCAAACGUCCCGAAAGGGGUAAACCUGUUACCAAGGAAAAAAAUGACGCCAAAACGGAGCAGCUGGUCAAGUAA